GUAUAGUAAGAGUGAGAUGUGCAGGAUCGCACCUCUCUCUAGCAGAUGAGACAAAACCGUGGAUCUAUCUCCUCCUCCCAUCUUUUCUUUUCCUCCGUCUCUCUAUAACAGCCUCAACAAUUCCUCUUCUUCUCCUCCGCAACUACACCACCACCACCACCACCACAGCAAAUCCUCUCCAAUUCUCCUUACCAACUGGAGAUCUACCGAUUCCUUUCACCUCAUAAGUUUUUACACCUCUGGUACGGAUUUGUUUUCUGAUCCAUUAGUUUCUUUUUAGAAUCUUGUGUUAUUUCUGUGGAGGAGGUAUAAGAUGUCUUUUCAGCGGUCAGAUCCGACAUUCCGAAUCAAUCCGGAGCCAAUCGAUCACUUCGAUAGGUUACCGGACUCCGUUUUACUCCUCGUCUUCAACAAGAUCGGGGAUGUCAAGGCUCUUGGACGCUGCUGCGUUGUUUCUCAUCGAUUCCACUCCCUUGUUCCUCAGGUAGACAACGUGGUUGUGAGAGUGGAUUGUGUUAUUUCUGACGACGAUUCCUCAUCUACCUCCUCCUCAGCGGACAAGUCCCGCAACACUGCCUCGUCUGGUCCCUUCUCAUCCAUUGUCCGCCUCCUACUUGGCGGUAUUGUGAAGCCUCUGCAGGCGCUCGGACAGUUCCUUGGUCCCAAGCGUGCGAUUGUCUCCUCGAACUCUGGGUCUCCAUCUUCGUCUUUGGCGGUCGUAAGUGAGGACGACGGGGACAUGGAUCAGGGCGGGGUGACCCAUCACUCUCCCACACAGGUUUUGAAGAAUUUCAAUGAGAUUCGGUUCUUGCGCAUCGAGCUACCCAGUGGGGAAUUGGGGAUUGAUGACGGGGUUUUAUUGAAAUGGAGGGCUGAUUUUGGAUCCACCCUUGAUAAUUGCGUGAUUCUUGGUGCUGCAUCUGUCGUCAACAAUGGACCCGCCAAGAACAAUAACUCUAUUGACAAUGUGUCUGAUGGGUUGUGUGUCAACAGCAAUGGAGUUAAUGGUGCCCCAGCUGACGAUUACGGAAGCAUACCAGAGUCGUUCUACACCAAUGGUGGCCUGAAACUGCGGGUGGUUUGGACGAUAAGCUCGUUGAUAGCUGCCUCCGCCAGGCAUUAUCUGUUGCAGCCCAUAAUUUCUGAGCAUAAGACGCUUGAUAGCUUGGUUUUGACAGACGCUGAUGGGCAAGGAGUUCUGUGCAUGAAUAGGGAGCAACUUGAGGAAUUGAGGGUCAAACCCCUGUCCGCUUCUUCUGCUUCAAAGAGGACACUAGUGCCUGCUCUGAACAUGCGGCUUUGGUAUGCGCCACACUUGGAAUUGCCUGAUGGGACUGUGUUGAAAGGAGCUACUUUGGUUGCCAUUAGUCCUAGUGAGCAAUCCGUGGCAAAGAAAGAAGUAUCUGAUGGGUCUUGGGUAUCUACUGCAUUUGAAGAGCCCUAUGGGACUGCGGCAAAGAUGCUGGUGAAGAGAAGGACUUACUGUUUGGAGAUGAACUCAUUUUGAAUGAGAGUUACGAGGAGAGAAGUGAUAGCUCGACCGCUCGAGGGAAGAGGAUAUGCAUGCGUUUUCAAAGCGGAGAUUGGGAGGCCAAUUUUGUAAAAUGCAGACUGAACCUAGUGCAGUGCCUUAUGAAGCUGAAUGAUGCUCUGGACUGCCCCCAAAGCAACCAUCCUUAGUAUACUAGCCAAAGCUUUUACCUUUUGUACUUUGAAACUGCAUCUGCUGCUUGUUUUAAUUGAGGCAUAUGCUUAAGUGCACAAAUUGCAACUAGAUUGAUGUUACAAGAGCUUUCAGACAGAAUGUAGUCCUUUACUUUUAAUUGUUACUUGGUUACGUAUGUAUAUUGUAGGUAUGAAUAUGUUGAGCUUGUGUUAUACUUAUACUUCUGAAAAGUUGUAAUGAAGUUUACAUUAACCUUCAGAUAUUUUCUUUUGUCA
Molecule: messenger RNA, 1941 nt
Organism: Tripterygium wilfordii
Lineage: Eukaryota; Viridiplantae; Streptophyta; Magnoliopsida; Celastrales; Celastraceae
Product: F-box protein At5g46170-like
Exons: 2
Coding region: 314-1507 (397 amino acids)
Molecular function (GO): protein binding
Source: RefSeq, a predicted model, not a curated record